Messenger RNA from Talaromyces proteolyticus, 1165 nucleotides. Its product is annotated as glycosyl hydrolase. Gene Ontology annotation, biological process: carbohydrate metabolic process. Bases 29 to 1165 code for a protein of 378 amino acids. The transcript has 2 exons. Lineage: Eukaryota; Fungi; Ascomycota; Eurotiomycetes; Eurotiales; Trichocomaceae. The record is from RefSeq and is a predicted model, not a curated record. Gene Ontology annotation, molecular function: hydrolase activity, hydrolyzing O-glycosyl compounds.
GCAAGUAGAUGGUCUUUUGGCCUUGGACAUGAAAAUGAUUGCUCGAUCUUGGUUCACAUGGCUCAUCUUGGCCGCAUUGGAUAUUCUGUGCGUCUCCGCACAAGACUAUCCAUUGCCUGAAUCAUGUACUGGACCAGCCUGUAUCGACAUUGGAGGACUCACAUACCAGGAUUUCUCUGUCAUUCGACGUGAAUCCGAUGGCAUGUACUUCCGGUACUCGAAAUCAAACAACACCGGCGAUGGGCUGUCCGUAGCUACUGCACCGGCUCUAGGUGGACCUUGGAACUAUGCUUUCGAGAUCCUCACCGAGCUCGUGAAUCCGAUGGUGACUGAUCGCACUCAGACCAAUGUAUGGGCGCCAGAGGUGCAUUUGGUGAAUGGUACCUACUACCUCUUCUACAGCAUCAACACUCCGCCAUUUAAUUUUGAUCUCUGUGUCGCCACUUCGCCGGACAUGGAGCAAGAUAACUGGACUGAUCAUGGUAGCAUGAACGUUCCUGUAUCAACGACCGGAGACGACCAGGCAACUGCGAGCUAUGUUCGUCUAGAUGGAAAUAUGCUAGCAGACUCAACCAACCCAAGCGGCGUAGAUAAUUUCACCUAUAUGACCUUUGGCUCUUACCAGUGGGGCCUAUAUGGUUUCCAGGUCUCCGACGACCUCCUUACAAUCAAAGACGGGGCUACUGUGGAUAUGGUGUAUCUAGAACAGUACAAUCCAGGAGAGUAUUCUGGCAACAAAACCGAGGGCGCGUAUCUACUGACGAAUAACGGCUAUGUUUAUUUCUUCUAUUCAAUCGGCAACUGCUGCGCCGCCGACGACACAGACUACAACAACUCCGUGUACAGAGUGCAAGUUUGUCGCAAGGCAGUGACUGAUCUUCCCACCGGCCCAUACCUCGACCGCGAUGGAGUAGAUUGCUUGACUGGUGGUAUCGAUCGUGCUGGCACCACCAUACUGGCUAGUCGUGACGAUGGACAAGUAUUUGCUCCUGGCUCCAUCGGAAUACUGGAUGACCCAGACUUAGGCAUGGUGAUAUAUUACCAGUAUUGGAACAUCACUCAAGCAAACCAGGACGCAAAUCCAAAGCUGGAUGGUCUGCGGUUUGGGUAUAACCUGCUUAGUUGGGAUUCGGAUGGAUGGCCACAAUUGGUCGCGUCGAAAUGA